AUGCGUCUUGUUCAUUCUUAUAUAGAAUUACUAAAAAAGUCAUUUGCACCUAAUCAUGAAAAUGAAGAAACUUACGAGACAUAUCUUAAUUUAAUAUAUGGCCCACAAAGUGAAAAUGAUAAUGAAGAAAUAGGAGAAGAAUCUGAGAGUUCAACAAGUGAGGAAGAUGAAAUGCCAUCUGGUG
Racocetra persica is the source of this 184-nucleotide messenger RNA. Lineage: Eukaryota; Fungi; Glomeromycota; Glomeromycetes; Diversisporales; Gigasporaceae. The record is from the annotation of a GenBank genome assembly.